UCGAGGAAAGCAGAAAACCAGGGAAAGCUCCAGUAAAGUAUGCGAACGAGGCCGGCUUUGGCCAGGAGAGAUAGGAGAAAGCCUUCUGCUAGAGGCUGAUGGAAGCGGACCUGCGCUCCACCCCGGGAGUACCUGCGUCGCCACGCCGCAUGCGCUGCAGGCCAAGUUGCGCGCAAGUAUCUCCCUCGUACUGCCUACCAAGUCCGUACCUGAGACGCGCCUCUCUCCUGGCUGACGUCGUGCUGCCUCUAGCCACAGCCCACCCCUCCAAACCAGAAAAAUGCCCUUCUAGCUUUCUAAGGGGGGGCCGCAUUAGUGCGAGGAGCUUAACAGGCCCAGCGAGCCCACCAAACUUUAGCGGAUAUUCGUACAUGAAGAACACCACUACCCCCCCUAUGAAUGCCGCAUUAAUACCAGGCAGGUUUCUAUCUAAACAUCGCCGUAGCACCACAGGUGAACUAAGUGCUGCAGCAGAAGCAAGUAUUGAUACCUUGCUGCUGGCCAUUGAUCAAUUUUCGGAGAUGAAAGCACAAAAAAAAAAUUCAAUCUCUAAAAACGACUAGCGGCAACGAGCUAAAGUCGGGACAGGCUGAGAUGAGGCCAGCGGAAAUAUGCUGCUGCUAUUUUGAGCUUCUUAGGGAGGCGGUGCGGCAAUUGGCUUGUCAGCCCUCCGCCUCGCAGGAACGCUGCAGGCGCCUUCUGCAUAGGUGCGCUGUGGGCUUUGUUUG
Messenger RNA from Trichoderma asperellum CBS 433.97, 728 nucleotides. NCBI's taxonomy places the organism in Eukaryota, Fungi, Ascomycota, Sordariomycetes, Hypocreales, Hypocreaceae. The record is from RefSeq and is a predicted model, not a curated record.